This is a messenger RNA of Lymnaea stagnalis (great pond snail), 8391 nucleotides long. Lineage: Eukaryota; Metazoa; Mollusca; Gastropoda; Lymnaeidae. The record is from the annotation of a GenBank genome assembly.
CAGUUAUAGAAAAGUUGAACCGUUACAGCCAGUCUCAGAAAUCUGUGGGUGGUGAUGUCUGCAGAAUGUGGCUUAAAGAUUCUGUUGAGGACCACUCACUGAUCGCCCAACUGGAUACACUCAUCAGUGAUGUGGAAUAUGUGCACAGCUUCUACUAUGGUGAGUCAGCCACUUUGAAUACAGAGUUUCUGUAGUGAGCUAAAAUAGUGCUGGGAACAGUUGGCUUGGCAAAGAGAGCAUUUAAAUAGGCUGUUGGUCUGGGCUAAAUGUAACCAAUGAUAAUAAUAAUUUAAAAAAUCUUCCAAGUUUUUUUGUGUUUUCCCAAAAAUGCUAAAAUUAUUUGAAACCUGUGUCAGAUCAGGAUAUUGGCUAUGUUAAUAGCUGAGGGAGUGGGUCUUGAAACCCGUGUCAGAUCAGGAUAUUGUCUAUGUUAAUAGCUGAGGGAGUGGGUCUUGAAACCCGUGUCAGAUCAGGAUAUUGUCUAUGUUAAUAGCUGAGGGAGUGGGUCUUGAAACCCGUGUCAGAUCAGGAUAUUGUCUGAGUUAAUAGCUGAGAGAGUGGGUCUUGAAACCCGUGUCAGAUCAGGAUAUUGUCUGAGUUGAUAGCUGAGAGAGUGGGUCUUGAAACCCGUGUCAGAUCAGGAUAUUGUCUGAGUUAAUAGCUGAGAGAGUGGGUCUUGAAACCCAUGUCAGAUCAGGAUAUUGUCUGAGUUAAUAGCUGAGAGAGUGGGUCUUGAAACCCAUGUCAGAUCAGGAUAUUGUCUGAGUUAAUUGCUGAGAGAGUGGGUCUUGAAACCCGUGUCAGAUCAGGAUAUUGUCUGAGUUAAUAGCUGAGAGAGUGGGUCUUGAAACCCAUGUCAGAUCAGGACAUUGUCUGAGUUAAUUGCUGAGAGAGUGGGUCUUGAAACCCGUGUCAGAUCAGGAUAUUGUCUGAGUUAAUAGCUGAGAGAGUGGGUCUUGAAACCCGUGUCAGAUCAGGAUAUUGUCUGAGUUAAUAGCUGAGAGAGUAGGCCUUGAAACCCGUGUCAGAUCAGGAUAUUGUCUGAGUUAAUAGCUGAGAGAGUGGGUACUGGGGUGGGUCAGGCGAGGUAAGACAUCUUGGCAGAAUUUGUCAAUAGAUCUAUCAGCUUGUUUUCUUCAUUUUGUGUGAUACAAAUCAUGUAUUGCAGAUUACAUUACCAUUGUGUGAUACAAAUCAUGUAUUGCAGAUUACAUUACCAUUGUGUGAUACAAUCAUGUAUUGCAGAUUACAUUACCAUUUAAUUUUAGAAAGAUCAAUAGUCACUGGUCAGAAAAGAUUUGUAGUGUUGUAGUUACCUUCUUUUAAAUGCCGUACAUUUAAUUUGUAUGAGGUUUACUCCUUUCUUUUGACCCAUCUUUCGUUCCACCAAGUCUAGUGUGUAAGUAUAACGUUUCAAAUUUGUUGUGAAAACAGUAGGACUCUAUUCCUAAAAAAUCAGCCUAAAUUGGCACUGACACUAAGCAAUGGUCCAACAAUUUGGAACGCCCUUCCACUCGAUCUCAGAAACAUCCAGACACUGGAGUCCUUUAAAACCGAUUUAAAGACACAUUUAUUUCGCAAACACCUUCUGGGAUGAUUGUCUACCAUAUUUUCCAUUUAAUACAUAUUAGCUGUGUUGCUCAAGGUUGAAAUGGCUAGAAAGACUUUGACAUUGUAUGCUUGUAAUUAGUUUUUGUAGUGUUGCGUUUGUUUUAAAUGUGGUAAAUUAUAGAUUUGUUUUUUGUUGACUUUGUACCGCGCUUCGAGCCUUUGGGGAUGAAGCGUGUUUUUGAAAUGAACUUUAUUAUUAUUAUUAUUAUUAAUGGGCUUAUCAGUAAUGGACAACUUUGGAUGGCAUAGAUUUUGGAGCAGAAGAGUUCUGUUUUGAAGUCAAUCACCUAAAACAUUGUUUGUGCAAUGGUCAGUCAGACACAGCUGUUUUGGAGUCAAUCACCUAAAACAUUGUUUGUGCUAUGGUCAGUCAGACACAGCUGUUUUGAAGUUGGCUGUAAGCUGUGGAAAUAAUGCAAUUCUAUCAUCUGGUCGGGCUGGUCCUGUACAGCCAGCCCCUUACCAUAACACUGGCCACAUAUCUUCUGGUCGGGCUGGUCCUGUACAGCCAGCCCCUUACCAUAACACUGGCCACAGAUGGCAUUGUGGGAUCAAUAACUUUAAAUUUCAUAAGCUUUUGGUCUUAGCACAUGGUGGCCAAUAUGGCAGUUUCUAGCAAUGAUUAGUCAUAUUGAUAAUGAAAUGUCUAGACGGUUAAACUCGGUUGUAUGUCACAACUUGGACAAACACUCAAGAGGGCAAUCCUAUAGUUGUAUUUGAUUUCUGAUCAACUUUUGUUUGAUUGAAUGAAAACAUGAAAACAUUGGUGUAUGCUUGAUACAUCCCUCUAGUAAAAUUAGAAUUGUUGGUGCAGAGAGUAAAAAAACAACUACUUCAAAACGAACUGUUACAUUUGUAUCAUUGUUGUAUCAUUUUUGUAUCAUUUUUGUACACUCUCUUAUGUUACUUCUGUGUCUUUCCUCCUUAUUACCUGGUAUUGCUGAGAAUAAAGACAAUUAAUAGCUUGCUUCUGGCCCCGGUCCGCUUGGUCCUGUUGUGUCCCCAUGGUUUGGUCCCGAGUCAUGUUAUCUAUUGUCCAUUGUUCAUGCUUGGACAGAAGACAAAAUAGGACUAGGGAUUAAAUAUUGAACAGCUGAAUGUUCCAGUGUAAACAAUACAUUGGCCUCUAGUGAGCACAUGACUAAGGCAUUAGCCUAGACUUAGCACAUGACUAAGGCAUUAGCCUAAACUUAGCACAUGACUAAGGCAUGCAGACACAGAGAAAAUGGUCUCAGGACCACUAUAAAAAAUUCAAGUGCCUCUUUUAAAAGUUAUCUUCUUCAUAGCAAUUUUUGUUUUAAGGAUGUCGAUAGGAAUGAAAGCCAACCCUCCUUCACUUAUGUAAACAAAUUAAUGAGGGAACAUUUGUGUGCAAUCUAAUAUACCAUGUUUUUACAAACUGGCGACAUAUCCCUUUGCCACCCAGCAUAUUUGAGAGCACACCUGGUGCCAUCUGGCCAUUAAACACCAGGUAGUCAAAGGGUUAAAUGAGUAAUAGUGUUGGAGUCUGGCCAGGCUUGUUGUACCGCUUUCAUACAACAGAGAUGUUGAUAUUGCUGUUUGGCACACUGUUAAUUAUUCAUUAGCUAUUGUGUGUGUAGACCAGGAGGCUAUAUAAGGUGAGUAUCUGGUGACUGGUGGACAUUUCAUUGUUAGCGGCUACCAUAUUAAUAGUUAGCUUAAAAAUAUGUGCUCGGAUUUUGAAAUUAUUUGUCUUUCUUAACAAUUUUUAGAAAAAAUAAGCUCUUAAAAUCAGCCAUUGCUUGCUGUUCAACUAAUUGCCAAAAAAACAGUUAAGGGAUACAAGGUUGUUAAAAUAUAUAUAUCAAUUUCAAAUGAACCAAUAAUUUCUGAUAUGUUACUGAUGAAGACAGACAUGGCUUUUACAUAGCACUAUUAAUAACUUGGUUAGUUUUUAAAAUGUGUUUAAUGUAUGUUUUUUUCUCUGAUUUAUUUAGGAGUUCACUAGAUUAAAGAAGUCCAUAUGAUCAUAUAAUUUCACUAGAUCAUAGGAGUUCACUUGAUUAUAGGAGUUCACUUGAUUAUAGGAGUUCAUUUUAUCAAUGGAGUUCACUUGAUCAUUGGAUUUCACUAUAUCAAUGGAGCUCACUUAAUCCUAGGAAUUCAUUUGAUCUUAAGAGAUCAGUUGAUCAUACACAUAAAAGAAAAGAACUAAAAUUGUGAGAAUCUACUUUGUCUAAAUAAUUUAUUUUAAUCUUCUCAUCUUUAAUUCUUACCACCCCCCCACCCCACCCCACCCUCCAAUAAAGAUGAGGCUUUCCUAUGCCAGCCCGACUGUGUGAAUGCUAUGAGGAUAUGUUUCAAGGCCAUUGAGCUAAACAAACCUGCCCUUCUUACGGACAUCAGUCCACACUUGGUACGCACUUUCUGCAUAUACAGUGGAACCUCGGAUAACGAACACCCCAGUUAACUAACGAAUCGGUUAACGAACAAGUUAUUUGAACAGUUUUUGACUCUGCUGUUAAUGAAUAAUAAUUCUGUACAUACAACACCAUUCACUUAGUAGUGCUAUGGUGCUAGUAGUGCUUUGGUGUUAGUAGUGCUUUGGUGUUAGUAGUGGUUUGGUGCUAGUAGUGGUUUGGUGCUAGUAGUGGUUUGGUGUUAAUGUGUGUUGGUACUAGAGGUGUUAUGGUGCUAGUAGUGCUUUGCUUUGGUGCUAGUAGUGCUAUGGUACUAGUGGUGCUUUGGUGUUAAUGUGUGUUGGUACUAGAGGUGUUAUGGUACUAGUAGUGCUUUGCUUUGGUGCUAGUAGUGCUAUGGUACUAGUGGUGCUUUGGUGUUAAUGUGUGUUUGUACUAGAGGUGUUAUGGUGCUAGUAGUGCUUUGGUGCUAGUAGUGCUAUGGUGCUAAUGUGUGUUGUACUAGUAAUGUUAUGUUGCUAGUAGUGCUUUGGUGCUAAUGUGUGUUGGUACUAGUAGUGCUAUGUGCUAGUAGUGCUUUGGUGCUAAUGUGUGUUGGUACUAGUAGUGCUUUGGUGCUAGUAGUGCUAUGGUGCUAAUGGUGCUAAUGUGUGUUGGUACUAGUAAUGUUAUGUUGCUAGUAGUGCUUUGGUGCUAAUGUGUGUUGGUACUAGUAGUGCUAUGUGCUAGUAGUGCUUUGGUGCUAAUGUGUGUUGGUACUAGUAGUGAUAUGUGCUAGUAGUGCUUUGGUGCUAAUGUGUGUUGGUACUAGUAGUGCUAGUAGUGCUUUGGUGCUAAUGUGUGAUGGUACUAGUAGUGUUAUGGUGCUAGUAGUGCUUGGUGCUAAUGUGUGUUGUACUAGUAGUGUUAUGGUGCUAGUAGUGCUUUGGUGCUAAUGUGUGUUUGUACUAGUAGUGUUGUGGUGCUAGUAGUGCUUUGGUGCUAGUAGUGCUAUGGUGCUAGUGGUUCUUUGCUUUGGUGCUAGUAGUGCUUUGGUGCUAGUAGUGCUAUGGUGCUAGUAGUGCUUUGCUUUGGUGCUAGUAGUGCUUUGGUGCUAGUAGUGCUUUGGUACUAGUAGUGUUAUGGUACUAGUAGUGCUUUGCUUUGGUGCUAGUAGUGUUAUGGUGCUAGUAGUGCUUUGGUGCUAAUGUGUGUUCAUACUAGUAGUGGUAUGGUGCUAGUAGUGCUAUGGUGCUAUUGGUGCUUUGCUUUGGUGCUAGUAGUGCUUUGGUGCUAAUGUGUGUUGGUACUAGUAGUGCUAUGUGCUAGUAGUGCUUUGGUGCUAAUGUGUGUUGGUACUAGUAGUGCUAUGGUGCUAGUAGUGCUUUGGUGCUAAUGUGUGAUGGUACUAGUAGUGUUAUGGUGCUAGUAGUGCUUGGUGCUAAUGUGUGUUGUACUAGUAGUGUUAUGGUGCUAGUAGUGCUUUGGUGCUAAUGUGUGUUGGUACUAGUAGUGUUAUGGUGCUAGUAGUGCUUUGCUUUGGUGCUAGUAGUGCUUUGGUGCUAGUAGUGCUAUGGUGCUAGUGGUUCUUUGCUUUGGUGCUAGUAGUGCUUUGGUGCUAGUAGUGCUAUGGUGCUAGUAGUGCUUUGCUUUGGUGCUAGUAGUGCUUUGGUGCUAGUAGUGCUUUGGUACUAGUAGUGUUAUGGUACUAGUAGUGCUUUGCUUUGGUGCUAGUAGUGUUAUGGUGCUAGUAGUGCUUUGGUGCUAAUGUGUGUUCAUACUAGUAGUGGUAUGGUGCUAGUAGUGCUAUGGUGCUAGUGGUGCUUUGCUUUGGUGCUAGUAGUGCUUUGGUGCUAAUGUGUGUUGGUACUAGUAGUGUUAUGGUGCUAGUAGUGCUUUGCUUUGGUGCUAGUAGUGCUUUGGUGCUAGUAGUGCUUUGGUACUAGUAGUGUUAUGGUACUAGUAGUGCUUUGCUUUGGUGCUAGUAGUGUUAUGGUGCUAGUAGUGCUUUGGUGCUAAUGUGUGUUCAUACUAGUAGUGGUAUGGUGCUAGUAGUGCUAUGGUGCUAGUGGUGCUUUGCUUUGGUGCUAGUAGUGCUUUGGUGCUAAUGUGUGUUGGUACUAGUAGUGUUAUGGUGCUAGUAGUGCUUUGCUUUGGUGCUAGUAGUGCUUUGGUGCUAGUAGUGCUUUGGUACUAGUAGUGUUAUGGUGCUAGUAGUGCUUUGGUACUAGUAGUGUUAUGGUGCUAGUAGUGCUUUGCUUUGGUGCUAGUAGUGUUAUGGUGCUAGUAGUGCUUUGGUGCUAAUGUGUGUUCAUACUAGUAGUGGUAUGGUGCUAGUAGUGCUAUGGUGCUAGUGGUGCUUUGCUUUGGUGCUAGUAGUGCUUUGGUGCUAAUGUGUGUUGGUACUAGUAGUGUUAUGGUGCUAGUAGUGCUUUGCUUUGGUGCUAGUAGUGCUUUGGUGCUAGUAGUGCUUUGGUGCUAGUAGUGCUUUGGUGCUAGUAGUGCUAUGGUGCUAGUGGCUAGUGGUGCUUUGCUUUGGUGCUAGUAGUGCUAUGGUGCUAGUGGUGUUAGUAGUGUUGUGGUGCUAGUAGUGUUAUGGUGCUUGUAGUGCUUUGGUCCUAGUGGUGCUAGUACUGCUAUGGUGCUAGUAGUGCUUUGUUGCUAGUGGUGCUAGUGGUGCAUUGCUUUGACUCUUUUGCAUUAAAGAUAGUUUGUCACAGUGCUAUAUAUGUAAUAGACUCAUUUCUUUUCCUGACCUCUACUUUUGGUGUUAUUUUAGCCCUUAUGAGAUCUAAAGGGAAACACUUUAGUCAUAGGAAUUAUGUUAGCAAAGUGUUGUUAUAAAUGGAGAGGCUACCAGUUCUGAUAAAAUGAUCUAUUUUGAUAUAGAACAACAAUUCAACAAUGCAAUGAUACCCCAUUACUAAGUGUCAACCGGAUCGACUGAAUUAACAUUGAUUUCAAUGGAUCGACUGAAUUAACAUUGAUUUCAAUGGAUCGACUGAAUUAACAUUGAUUUCAAUGGAUCGACUGAAUUAACAUUGAUUUCAAUGGAUCGACUGAAUUAACAUUGAUUUCAAUGGAUCGACUGAAUUAACAUUGAUUUCAAUGGAUCGACUGAAUUAACAUUGAUUUCAAUGGAUCGACUGAAUUAACAUUGAUAUCAAUGGAUCGACUGAAUUAACAUUGAUUUCAAUGGGGAAAAAUUAUUUCGGGUAGCCAACACUUCGGUUUAAAAACGGAGUAUCAGAACGAAAUACGUUUUUUUUUUAUCCAAGGUUCCACUGUUCUUUGUUUUGUGUUUUUUAAUGACUUCAUGGUGUUGGGCAACAAUUUUUGUAGAUGGAAAGAGCCAUGUCAGUGAUAGGAAGUGGAACAUUGAGAGUUAUCCAUUGUUUCUCAUGACAGUUCAAGGGUUGUCAAAGGGAAAAAAGGGGUGUGGCUGGGAGGGAGAGCCCAAAAUCUUACUUGAGUAGUUUCAAGAACAACAAAAUAUGAACAGUUGUUUAAUUGAACACUUUGUUUGAUAUUGUUUGUGUUCUGCCAGAAAUGUCACCAUUGAUAAUGUCCACAGUUACGAGCGACCCAGAUCACUUCAUCUCACACACGAAGCGCAUCGUCCCCCGAACAUCGAACAUCACGAAUUUCCUCACCGGGUGGAGGGGCUUCACCGUUAGGGCGGUCACUUCCUGUCUGGGAGGCAAUAGAUCCAGAAAUGGGCAACAGACAUGGGCAUUUGAAUGGUAAUGCAAAAUUAUUUUUUAUCUGCUGUUUGGUUUAUGCAAGAAAAUAUAUCUCCAUAAUGUAUGUGUCAAUGAAUGUUACGUUCUUUGUUCAUCUCAUCAUAUUAAUUCAAUUGCCCUUCAGGGAGGAGUCUCAAAUAUUUGUAAAUAUUGACUUUUUUCCUUGUCUUCCUGUAUUUUUUAUAGGUGCAAAUGAAUGUUUAUAUUUUUUAAAAAUAUUUCUUUAUGCAAAAAAAAAUAUUGAAUAUCAUUUUAACAAAACAACUUCUGGUGGCAUUUUAGGAGCUAAAAUAUUGAAUCAAAAGUUUUUAUGAGAGUUGGUUGUUCUUAUCUUAAAUUAUUUUUAAUGACCAAUACUUGAAUUGCCAAAUUAAAAUGAUAGUUUUUUUAUUUGCAACUCUUUCAAUGAAAUCUCAGUUUAUUCAGUGGUAAAUUAGCUCAUUGAUUUUGUCUUGUUGUCUCUAGUACGCUACUCCCAAAUGGGCAGUUCCAACAUGUCACUGUCUGUGGAUCCAUCUCUCGGAGGCUCCAGCCUGCUGCAACAAAAAAUUCUAUCCGGCCCUUGUUUUGUCUCAUCCCUUGACUCACCUGGCCUCCUUGAAAGUCUCCGGAGUGACCCCUUGACGGACGCGAUGAGAAGCGCCCAGCGUUCUAAUCCAUAUAAUCAUCAUUCCGCC